This is a messenger RNA of Vitrella brassicaformis, 953 nucleotides long. NCBI's taxonomy places the organism in Eukaryota, Vitrellaceae. The record is from the annotation of a GenBank genome assembly.
AUGUGUAUGUGUGCGUGCGCAUGGACAACGGCCUCACACACACGUGUGUCCAUGUUUCUUGGCAGCUAUUGAUGACGAGUUGCGUCAGGCGCUGCUGCUGUCGCUGCAGGAAGACGCUGCACCGCCGGCCGCUGGUAGGCAGGCUGGCAGGGGAGGGAGGGAUGACGGAUGUGAGGUGAUGCACACGCUGUUCGUAUCUGUGUGUGUGUGCAGACGUCCCGAUGGAGCAGGCCAGCAGGAGGAGCAACCCGCUGCACCUGCCGCUGCCGCUGCUGCCGGUGCGCACACACACAUGCGCGGCACUCUCUCUCUCUCUCUCUCGCUCUCUCUCACGACGCUUUGCCUGUGUGUGUGUGUGUCAUUGGGUCGGCAGGAGCCUCAGCAACUGCUGCUGCAAGUGCUGGUGCUGGGUGCUUCCGCGUUCGUGGAGCGGGUACACACAGAAGCAGACAAGGAUGUCAUCCCGUCGAUCCUCUUUGUGUGUGUGUGUGUGUGUGUGUGCGUAAGGUCAGAUGUUGGGCAGCCUGGUGGGCGUCGACGUCAACGACCCCCGCAUCAGGGAGGCACUGCAGCAGGUACGCAACUGUCCAUGCUUCCAUAAGUGUGUGGUGAGAUGUGGUGUGCUGUGUGGUUAUGUGUGCAGCUGCAUGGUGGGCAGGGUGAGGGUCCGUCUGGUGCCGAGGGUGGCGACAAGAAAGACGACAGUGACAAGAAGCAGUGAGGGAGGGAUGGAUGUGUCGGGUGGGGCACACGGCUGGCUGGUUGCUGUCUUUGCACGUGUGUGAGGGCUGUCUGUCCAUCAUAGAUAGACCCAGACAAAAUCUUGAGCCUGUCUGUCUGUAUGGUUGUCUGUCCUUGCUUGACUUGCAACAUGGAAUGAUGCGUUACCUGAAAAGCUGUCAACCAACUGGGCAUUGCAAAGCACUUGCACAGAUGAGACAUGAGGAAGCGGC